CUUUGAACUUCCUCAUCCCAAGAAAAAGGACCUUCUUGCACACUCUGUCCAUCGCCUACCAUCGCCUACCAUCGCCGUCGCUCAAAAUUAUGCAAAUCUCUGCAGCUCUGACUCUCAUAGUGGCCCUGUUGGGGAGCGCUGUCGUAGCGCAGCCCCCUCCUCCAACGGUCCCAAAUUGCUUGCCAAAUGACCUGCCGUGUUUCAUGACGCAAGCUCAGUACACUAUUCUCGGUACCGUCGUUGGCAAUAACGCCAACACCCCACCAGGCUCGGCGCAGAAUUACAAUGCGACCAUCGCCGUUCAAUGUAUUUACGCUUCCUUUGGUAAUAACCGCGGCCAGGGAGGUUUUGUUGGCCAGCAAAUUACCGUGACCGGCUUCGGUAACCCUAAUCAAAAGUGCCCCAACAACAUGGGUGCUGACGCCAUCCCUAACAACUCGUCCAUCUUCUUCAUUUACGUGGCGAGCAGUGUACCUCAAGGUGGCUUGCCCAUCUUCACUGUGUUCAAUCCGUGCGGUGGAGGUAUCCCAUACAGUCCUCAAAACCUGCAAACCCUUGCCAAUUCCUUGGCCAAGUUCCCUCAGAACGCCAUCGCUGGCGCGCCGAACUGUGCACUUCCCGCUCCCGAGGCUACGGCUACUGCGCCUGCGGGAGGCGCUACCCAAACCCCAGGAGGCAACCCGCUUGCGCUUCCUGGAAGUGCUGGUUACUCAGCUGUUCCUCAGUGGACUCUAUUUGGAGGCAUUGCAACCAUUGCACUUGCUGCGAUGACAGCGCUAUUUUAAAGGCGCUACUAUUGGAUAUUGCGACCUAAUUCUAAUUACAUGUGAAUGUGCACAAAGAAAUGAAAAAAGUCUCUCAUUGCUAACUGUAGCUGAGUCUUCAAAUUAUAUAUUGUAAUAUAUUGAACAUAGUUUUGCUCAAUAGUGGCUACAGUACGUCUAGGGUGAAUAUGUUCUAGUUUCUAACUUACUGAAAGAACAAUUCUUUCAAAAUACGCGCUGUAUCU
This is a messenger RNA of Spizellomyces punctatus DAOM BR117, 1009 nucleotides long. RefSeq lists its product as uncharacterized. The record is from RefSeq and is a predicted model, not a curated record. The transcript has 2 exons. Bases 90 to 785 code for a protein of 231 amino acids. Lineage: Eukaryota; Fungi; Chytridiomycota; Chytridiomycetes; Spizellomycetales; Spizellomycetaceae.